AUGGGGCCCCUCGCCGACGGGGUGUCCGUCCGUCCCGCAAGCAAACCGGAUCCCGGAGCGCGGGCGCCGCGGGCACGACUCGGCGGGGAGGACGCGGCCUGCCAGCCCCGGGGCGACCGCGCGACUGUCCCCGGCGGAGCAACGAGGCCCGACGCCCGCCGGGCGCCCCCGCAACCGUGCGCAGGAGCCGGACCCACCCCGAGCCCGGCCCUGCAGACCAGCACCGGCUCCUCCGCGGACCCGCCGGCCACGCGCUCCGAGACGGGCUCCCGGACGCUCCCGCCGCCCGCAGGGCCCGGGCACACCCCGCCGCGAGGAGCGCUCGCCCCGGUCCGCUCGCGGAGCCCAACGCGCCCCCGAGCCCCGGCGUCCCGCGAACCUCGUCCACAGCCCGCGGCCCCGCGCCGCCCGCCCCCGCCGCUCACCUCAGGCCUGCGGAGGAAGACCCCGGCCGGGCCCGCGCCGCGCACCGCGACUCCCGGACGCCGCGGGCUCCUGACGCCUCGACGGCCCCGCCGGCCCCGCCGGCCCCGCCUCCGACCGCGGGCCUGGGCCCGAGUGCCCCUUUUGCUGGCCACGCCUCCGGCCACACCCCUACCGGCCCCUCCCUUCGGCCACGCCCCCGCACGAGCGCCCCGUCGACUAUGUCCCCGCACGCGGACGCCCCGCCCCCCAUAUCCCCGACCACGCCCCUGCACGCACGCCCCUCCUGUCGGCCACGCCCCCGCACGAGGACGCCCCGCCGGCCACGCCCCCCGACCAGGCGCGUGCACGCGCGCCCCGCCGGCCACGCCCUUCGACCACGCCCCCGAGCGAGGACGCCCCGCUGGCCACGCCCCACGGCCCCUCCCGGCCUCCACGUGCCUCCGCCGCGCCUCCGCCCCGCCCCUGCCGCCCUAG
Molecule: messenger RNA, 900 nt
Organism: Neogale vison (American mink)
Lineage: Eukaryota; Metazoa; Chordata; Mammalia; Carnivora; Mustelidae
Product: proline-rich protein 2-like
Exons: 2
Coding region: 1-900 (299 amino acids)
Source: RefSeq, a predicted model, not a curated record